AUGUCAGGAAUCAUCCCUACCGACAAGAAGCAGCUCAGAGCCUGUCUACUCUGCUCCCUCAUCAAGGCAAGGAACCUAGGAUUCACUCCCUCGAACAAGCAACAUAAGCAGGAGCAGUUCUUCAAGAGCGGAUGUGACAACUGCGAAUCCCUUCUGGAAAUGAGAGGACAUAUGGACCGUGUCAUGGAUUGUACCAGCCAGCACUACGACGGUGCAAUUGCUGUUAUGCAGCCUUCAGAGAGCUGGGUCGCCAAAUGGCAGCGUAUCGAUAAAUUCGAAAAGGGAAUCUACGCUGUUCAGGUACAGGGACGACUCCCCGAGGAGAUUGAAGACGAGCUCGAGGGCAAAGGUAUCAAGUACAGGCCAAGGGAUGGCUCGGCCAGGGAUUAA
Messenger RNA from Linnemannia hyalina, 390 nucleotides. The record is from the annotation of a GenBank genome assembly. Lineage: Eukaryota; Fungi; Mortierellomycota; Mortierellomycetes; Mortierellales; Mortierellaceae.